AUGAACUCGUAUUUUGAGCAAGGUGGGUUCUAUGGUAGCCACCAUCACCAGGGCGCCAGCUCCGUAGCUGGUGCUCACCACCAUGAUCAGAGUGCCGCCGCGGCGUACAGGCCUUUCCCGCUCAGUCUGGGAAUGUCACCGUACGCCUCAUCGCAGCACCAUCAUCAUCACUCGUUGCACCAGGCCAGGCCGCCGCAGGACUCGCCGUACGACGCUUCGGUGGCGGCGGCCUGCAAGCUAUACUCCUCAUCCACGGAGAGCCAACAGAACUCAGUGAACUACAGCACGACGAACGCGAAGCCAGACUGCUCCAAGGGAAAUUCCGACCAGAACGGGUACGCCUCGGUGGUGGCGGCGGCGGCAGUCAAGGAUGUAUGGCAGAGUGCAAGUUCCGGUGGAGGCGCCAGUUUAUCCAACAGUCUAACCGGCCCCGUCCGACCGUCCGCGUGCACCCCAGACUCCAGAGUCGGAUACGGCUCCUCCGUGGGACUCGUCGGAGGUGAUCCAGCUUCAAGUCCGGGAGCCGCAGGUGGCGGACGCACAUCGAACGCGCUCAGCUCAUGGAACAACCCGUGCUCCCUGAACUCGUCGUCCACUCAACCGGUCGGAACACAGCUCCAUCAGCAGUCCAACCACACAUUCUACCCAUGGAUGGCAAUAGCAGGUCAGUCAAAAUAUAAAAAAAAAGUUAAAUAA
Nicrophorus vespilloides is the source of this 696-nucleotide messenger RNA. RefSeq names its product homeotic protein ultrabithorax-like (gene Ubx). The transcript has a single exon. Gene Ontology annotation, molecular function: DNA-binding transcription factor activity; DNA binding. The coding region runs from base 1 to 696 and encodes 231 amino acids. Gene Ontology annotation, biological process: regulation of DNA-templated transcription. The record is from RefSeq and is a predicted model, not a curated record. Lineage: Eukaryota; Metazoa; Arthropoda; Insecta; Coleoptera; Silphidae.